AUGAUGAAAGCUCUAAGAAAUGAUGAAGCUCCAAGAAAUGACAAAGCAUCAACAAAUAAUAAAACUUCAAAAAAUGAUGAAGCUUCAAGAAAUAAUGAAGCACUAACAAUUGACAAAGCAUUAACAAAUAUCAAAAAUGCCAACAUGACAAUAACAACAAAUAAUAAGAAAGUCAAUACUAUAAAAAAAAAGAAUUAG
Messenger RNA from Cetraspora pellucida, 198 nucleotides. The record is from the annotation of a GenBank genome assembly. NCBI's taxonomy places the organism in Eukaryota, Fungi, Glomeromycota, Glomeromycetes, Diversisporales, Gigasporaceae.